AUGGCUUGUACUUUACAAUCACUACGAAUUGGCCGUACAUUUGAUUCUGAUUAUCCACAAAAUCAAAAGGCUUUAUCGGAUGAUACAAGCCUAUCAAUAGCUGUAAUCGGACAGGUGGACGAAUUAAAGAUUACACCUGAAGAAACAUGCCCGAAGAAGAGUGUUAUGUUAGCUUAUAAACUUUACAAAUAUCGCGAUAAAUUGGUGAGUUUGAUCGAUGGUUCCAGAGGACAAUACAGGAGUUCAGCUGCUACUCUAAUCAAACCAGUUUAUGGCACGCUUUCUAAGCGUUUCGCUCAAAACUUUGAUCGGGACUUGGUGGUAGAUCAUCCACGACCAUAA
Messenger RNA from Acanthocheilonema viteae, 342 nucleotides. The record is from the annotation of a GenBank genome assembly. NCBI's taxonomy places the organism in Eukaryota, Metazoa, Nematoda, Chromadorea, Rhabditida, Onchocercidae.